Molecule: messenger RNA, 5344 nt
Organism: Mesocricetus auratus (golden hamster)
Lineage: Eukaryota; Metazoa; Chordata; Mammalia; Rodentia; Cricetidae
Gene: Cd2ap
Product: CD2 associated protein
Exons: 18
Coding region: 207-2120 (637 amino acids)
Molecular function (GO): protein binding
Source: RefSeq, a predicted model, not a curated record
GGGGGAGAGAACCCGCGGGCGAGUGCGCCCCGUGCGCACGCGCGGACGCCGCUCGCUCCCGCCUGCCGGGGCCGCGGCGGGGGCCGGGUGAAAGGAGCGGCGGAGCGCGCGCCGCGGGCGGAUGGAGGCGCCUCCCCGGCGCGCCUGAGGCCGGUGCACAGAAGAGGCCGCGCGCGGGGCCGCGCUCUCCCCGCCAGAGCCGCAGCAUGGUUGACUAUAUUGUAGAGUAUGAUUAUGAUGCUAUCCAUGAUGAUGAAUUAACUAUCCGAGUUGGGGAAAUCAUCAGAAAUGUGAAAAAACUACAGGAAGAAGGAUGGCUAGAAGGAGAACUAAAUGGGAGAAGAGGGAUGUUCCCUGACAAUUUUGUUAAGGAAAUUAAGCGAGAGACAGAACCCAAGGAUGACAAUUUGCCCAUCAAACGGGAAAGGCAUGGAAAUGUAGCAAGUCUUGUACAGCGAAUCAGCACUUACGGACUUCCAGCUGGAGGAAUUCAGCCACACCCACAAACCAAAACUAUUAAGAAGAAGACAAAAAAGCGUCAGUGUAAAGUUCUUUUUGACUACCUUCCACAAAAUGAGGACGAACUGGAACUGACAGUUGGGGAUAUCAUUGAUAUUAACGAAGAGGUAGAGGAAGGCUGGUGGAGUGGAACCUUGAACAACAAGCUGGGCCUUUUCCCCUCAAACUUUGUGAAAGAACUAGAGCUCCCAGAUGAUGGUGAGACUCAUGAAGGACAGGACGAAUCAGAAAUAGCUUUGACUGGCUCUACCUCACCUUUACUGUCUCCGGGGAAUGGGAGUGAAACUGCUCCUGGAUCAGUUACUCAGCCAAAGAAAAUCCGAGGAAUUGGAUUUGGAGAUAUUUUUAAAGAAGGCUCUGUGAAACUUAGGACAAGAACAUCCAGUAGUGAAACAGAAGAGAAGAAAACAGACAAGCCCUUAACCCUGCAGUCACUGGGAUCCAGAAUCCAGAAUGUGGAGGUGACUAAACCAGACACUGAUGGCAAGAUUAGAGCUAAGGAAUAUUGUAGAACAUUAUUUGCCUAUGAAGGAACCAAUGAAGAUGAACUUACUUUUAAAGAAGGGGAGAUAAUCCAUUUGAUAAGUAAGGAGACUGGAGAAGCAGGCUGGUGGAAGGGUGAACUCAAUGGCAAAGAAGGAGUGUUUCCAGAUAACUUUGCUGUUCAGAUAAGUGAACUAGAUAAAGACUCUCCAAAACCAAAGAAACCACCUCCUCCUGUAAAGGGUCCAGCUCCAAAGCCUGACCUGUUAGCUGCAGAGAAGAAAGUUUUUCCUUUAAAGUCUGAAGAAAAAGAUGAAAAAUCACUGCUGGAACAGAAACCUUCUAAACCAGCUGCUCCUCAAGUCCCACCCAAAAAGCCCACUCCACCUACCAAAGCCAAUAAUUUAUUACGGUCCCCUGGAACAGUGUACCCAAAGCGACCAGACAAACCAGUUCCUCCUCCACCUCCAACAGCCAAAAUUAAUGGAGAAGUUUCUACAAUUUCUUCAAAGAUUGAAACUGAGCCAGUAUCAAAACCAAAGCUAGAUCCUGAACAAUUGCCAGUUAGACCAAAAUCAGUAGACUUUGAUGCCUUUAUAGUCAGAAACUCUAAAGAAACAGAUACUGUAAAUUUUGAUGACAUAGCUUCCUCAGAGAACUUGUUACAUCUCACUGCAAAUAGACCCAAGAUGCCUGGAAGAAGGUUGCCUGGCCGCUUUAAUGGUGGACAUUCUCCAACUCAAAGCCCAGAGAAAACCUUGAAGUUAUCAAAAGAAGAAGACAGUGGCAACCUAAAGUUGUUGGAGCUUAAGAAGGAUACGAGCUACUUGUCAAAGCCAUCUCUCUCAACACCUUCAAGUGCUUCUAAAGUAAAUACAUCUGCUUUCCUAACUCCAUUAGAACUCAAAGCUAAAGCAGAAGCAGAUGAUGUGAAAAACAGUUCCCUGGAUGAACUUAGAGCCCAGAUUGUUGAAUUGCUGUGUAUUGUGGAUGCAUUGAGAAAGGAUCAUGGGAAAGAACUGGAUAAGCUACGCAAAGAAUUAGAAGAAGAGAAAGUCAUGCGAAGUAAUCUAGAGGCGGAAAUUGCAAAGCUGAAGAAAGCUGUUCUGUCUUCUUGAGGUGGUAUGGACCCAGUGUUCUUAAUGCUCCCAGGAUUUAGGAGCAACACUAUGAACUUAACUGACUUGUUAAGACAACAAAUGUGAUGUUGUGAUGAAGAAAUGAGAGGACAUGAACUGUGGUAUCUAUUGAAAAGUUGGGGGGUGACAAGUUUUUUUAUAUAUUUUGUUUUGCCAAUAUGAAAAAAAGAGGCCUUAUUUCUUACUGUGCUGGGAUAGCAAACAUUUCUGUUGUUUGCUUGAAAAUACUACUGAAUCUGUAUAAAAGGAAUGAAAGUUCACCAUAGUUUUUUUAUUGAGACUUGUAUUAUUUUUAAAGAGUUCUAUACUAUAAAUAUCGUACUAUCUUUACAAAUAAGCUGUAAGAUAAACUAUUUGAGAUGGACGGGUUAGCUUUAUAGUAACUAGAGUCACUGCUUUCCUGUAAUAUAUAAGGACAUAAACUUGUAUACAUACACUACAUACACCACACACGCACACACACACAUACCUUUAGCUUCUUACCCAGGGUUACACUGUUGUGCCUGUUUGUCUGCAGUGCUGUUUGUAUACUGGGUGAUAAAAUAGGGAUUCCUAGUUACCAGGUUCCUCACCCAUGCAUAAUUAACCAUUAAUGAAAUAAUGCAAGUAAAUUAAACUUCUAGAGUGUUCUAUAAUGCUCAUACUGUAGGAUUCAUUAAAGGAAGUUAGUUAAAAUAUACUGGAUUAAGCUUUGGGAAAAUAGGAGCUUUGUUCUCAAUUCAUAUGGCCUAAGGAAUCAAAAAAUGUCGUGCUAGUUCUUAUUUGUGCCUAGACACUGCAGCACAUGCGGAAUAUGUAAGCACCAGCCUUAUUGCUGUUUGUUAUGCUCAUUCUACAGUUGUAAAUAUUACUCAUUUCAUUAUCUUAUAUUUAGCUCAUUAUAUCCCGCCCUUAUUUUCCUAAUGGGUAUCUUAGGAAGCAAAGCCUCUAAACCCAGAUCUUUUGAAAAUUUCAGAAUGAGGGUCCCUAUUGGAAAGCUAUCAUGUAAAGACUCAGGCUUUACAGACAUAAUUUAUCUAAUAAAACAAAUGAAUUCCUAGAGAUAUUUUGUACUGUUACUUAUGCAAACUGUUAAAAGAGUGUUAGUAUUUCACAAGUAAUAACAUUAUAGUUUAUAUAAUUGACCACACUGAAGAUCAUUUCAGAAUGGAUGCUUAGCCAUUCUUCAGCAUCACAAAUCAGCAGUUAAACAUCUUCAGCCAGAUCAACUACAUUCAAGGUAAUAUGACUCAGACCAGGCAAACAUUUAAAAAUACUGUAUCUGUAGGGCCACAUGUCUAAAAACAAAGAGGUUACUUUUAAAAUGGGAAAUGCUUUAUUUGUUAAAAAUCAAAAGUUAGUUUUUAAGGUUUACUUUAGUAAAUGAAUGAAGGUAUCAUGCUUCUUUAAAAAAAAAACAAACCAAUACUUUUUCUUUACAUUUUAAUCUUAAAAUAGAAAAGUUUUUUUUAAUGAGAUUUCUUGUGUUGCUUCAAAUAAAAGUAGAAAAUAAUAGAAUUGCCAGACUAAAAUUACACUUGAUUAACUUCUGGGAAUGGCAUUAAUUGUACAUCAGUGUUCAUUUUAGUGUUUUUGGUUGUUUGAUAAAGGGUCUUAAAUAUCCGGGACAAGACUGGACCUUGUUAUGUAGCAAAGAUGAUUUGAAAUUUCUGAUCCCUCUGCCUCUGUCUCCCAAGUGGUAGAUGACAGACUUGCCAUUCUGCUUACCUGUUUUAACCAUUUCAAGCCUAAGCUCACCUGUGAGGAGUUACUAUUGAACAAAAUUGUUUCAUUUUAUCUUUAAGUGAGUAGUCAAAUGAAUUACUUUGUUUCUUGUUAAUAAAUUAGCUCUUUAUGACAGUCUUGAGAUGAAAGUAAGCCAUUUCACCCUAGAGAUCAUCCCCGUGGAGAUUUGUGUCCACCCACAUUGCUGGGUGGGAAAGGCUCCAACAGCUCAAGCUGUGCUGUUUUCCCACUGAAGAUUACUUUAAUAGAAAAGUAACAUUCAACAGUAGGCAAGUGGCUAGUGUAUGCUUUCUGGACAAAUAUGUACCUUAUAGAUGCUAAUUAAAAUGUAAAAAUGUGAUAUAAUUCUAAUAGAAGAACAGAUAAGAGAAAACAGACUAUAUGUGAUACAAACAUGAGUAAGGAAAAUAGAUGCACAACCCCUUAUUGUAAGCCAAAUUCUCAUGAAAAAUUUGGUUUCUUUCUGAACUAUUGUGUAUCAUUCAUCUGCUUGGUAAUCUUGGCCCUGGCAACAUAUAUUUUAAUACUUGUAAGCUAUUGAAAAGGAUUAUUGGAGUCAAGUAUGGUGACAGCAUGCCUGUGACUUGGAGACUGAAGAAGGAAAAUCAUGAGUGUGAGGUCAGCCUAUAUAUAUGCUGCGUAGGGACCCUGUGUCCACAAGAAAAGGUGGCUGUGGUGGUGGUGGGUGUUUUGCACUUGUCCUACAGUCAGAAUGGCAGUGGGUGCUGCAAUACAUACAUGCUUUUGCCUUCUCAGGCAGAAUGGAGAAGUCAUACUGGCCUUUUUUUCCUUCUGUCUGUUUUUCUGCCUUUAAUGAAAGAAUUCAGAAAAACGAGCAAGCUUGAGCUUAUUUAAAGGGAAAAAUGAUUCUUUUAAAAUAGUAAUUUGCCAGUAUUUCCCCUUGUAUGGGAACUUUUACUAUUCCUAAAGUUAAUGUCACAAAAUGAUAGUAACAAUAAUUUCUAUUUUGAGGUAAAUCCUCCCCACAUAUGAGUAUAAAAGACAGCAUUGAAUCUGUCAUUGCCAAAUUGCUAGUGAAUGUAUAGUUCAGUCUUGCUGUUCUUGAAACACAAUACUACUAAUUUUUUAAUGGAAUUUCAAUGUUAUUUUGGUGUCUUUGUGACCACUAAGCUGAUUUCUUACUAUAAAGCUGAUACCUCUAUGUAACUGUGCAGGACUUCACUGAAAAGUCUGAAGAUGCCGAGAGAGAGUGGACCUGGUUUUAACAGAGAACUUUUUUUUUUUAAACAAAACAAAACAAAACACUCCUUACUGUGAUCACAGACAAGAGAAACUUUUCAAGUAAUCUGUAGAUUUUUCUAUGAAUGUUGUAUGGUUGCAUUUAAACUUGAAAUGUAUGAACAGAAUGAGACAAUCCUUACAAUCAGAAUUGAGAAGUGUUACAGUUGAAUGGCCUUGUGCUGUAGCAAUAAAAUGACCAAGUGCAAUGACUUUAAUAAAAUCAUCUUUCAAAAGUU